CUCCGUUCUGCCGCUCCCGAAGGCGGCCGUCACCGCUCGGUGGCUUCGAUGCAGCGCUGCGGUGCGGAGCGGGGCGCGUUGCGGGGGCUCCCGGCUCUGCCCGACCCCUGCGGCCUCACCGAGCCGGGAGAAGCGGCCCAUGAGAAACGAAAGUGGGUCGAGGCGGUGCUGAGCUGUGCGUUCCUACACCAGAGGGCUGCCUGCCGGCUGGCAGCCGAUGGCUCAGCUCUGCCAUCCCCCAUCCCCUCUGCGCUUGAAGCCCUUCCAUUUUCUGCACUUAUCUGCCCGGUGCCCGGUGCUACACAGGGAACUGAUACUGAGGGGUGAAGGAACCGCUCCCAUUCUUGCAGGACAUGGGAGAAGGGAAUUGAAGCUGCGUUUGGAACAGGACCUGACCCUGAUUUCCCCUUUGGGAGCUCACUCUUCUUCUUCUUUUGCUGGUUUUGAGUUCCACCCGUAGCUGAAUGCAGAUGGGGAAGGUCAGGAGCUGAAGGCCACCUCUGCUGCUCCAUGCUCUGCUCCUGCAGCUUUGCACGAGCUGAGCUUCCCUGGAACCUCCUGAGGAGGUGCUGGGGUAGGGGAGCCCUGCACUUGUUCUUGCAGAAGCAGAAACCCUGCAGAUGCUGAGGGGAAGGAAAACUACCCCGUGCUCAGCAGUGGGACUUCUCCUCUGUGUCCCAGGACUUCUUUCUGCAAACCACUUGGAAAGUCCAUGCCCAAACAGCUCACUCAGACGUGCACAUUUACAGCUUCCCCUCAUGAGCAGCUUUUGCAAUCCAGACCUGGUACCUGCUUCGUCAGCACGAGCUGCAAAAAGGUGAUAAAUGCAGGGAAGAGCCAGCACAACGAGGACCAGGCGUGCUGCGAGGUGGUGUUUGUGGAGAGGAGGCCCAGCCCCAGGGGCCGCCUGCCCUGCAGGGAUGGCAGUGGGGAGCCCAACAGGGGCAGGAAGGGGUUUUAUUUCCACUACUGGGCCCUGUUUGAUGGACAUGCAGGCAGCGGUGCUGCUGUCAUGGCAUCCAAGAGGCUGCACCUACAUAUCUGUGAGCAGCUGCGGGACCUGGUGGACAUCCUACAGGACCCUUCCCCACCUCCCAUCUGCCUGCAGCACGACUCUGAGCUGAGCCAGGCAGAGGACAAUGGGGAUGUCCCUAGUGAUGCUCUGCCACGCUUUCACCUGGAGAAGGCAGUUUCCCAUGAGAGCCUGGUGAUCGGUGCCAUUGAGAAUGCCUUCAAACACAUGGACGAGCAGAUCGAGCAGGAACGGGCAUCCCAGCACAUCUCUGGGGGCUGCUGUGCCCUGGCUGUUGUCUACCUCAUGGGCAAGUUCUACGUGGCCAACGCUGGUGACAGCAGGGCCAUUAUCAUCCGUAACGGGGAAAUCAUUCCAAUGUCCAGGGAGUUUACUCCAGAGACAGAGAGGCAGAGGCUACAGUUCUUAGCGUUCCUGAGACCUGAGCUGCUGGGAAAGGAGUUCACGCACCUUGAGUUCCCCCGCAGGAUUCAGCCCAAGGAGCUGGGGAAGAAGAUGCUGUACAGAGACCAGAGCAUGAACGGCUGGGCUUACAAAAAGAUCGAAGAGGAUGACCUGAAGUUUCCACUAAUCUAUGGGGAAGGCAAAAAGGCUCGGGUGAUGGCCACUAUUGGGGUGACGCGGGGUCUGGGAGACCACGACCUCAAGGUGUUCAGCUCCAACAUCCACAUUAAGCCUUUCCUGUCCUGCUUUCCAGAGGUCAGGGUGUAUGACCUCACACAGUAUGAACACUGCCCCGAUGAUGUCCUGGUCCUGGGUACUGAUGGGCUCUGGGAUGUCACCAAUGACAAGGAAGUGGCCAGCGUGGUGAUGGAGGUGCUGACAAGCUAUGAGCCCAAUGACCCGUGCAGGUACACCAUGGUGGCCCAGGAGCUGGUGCUGCGCUCCAGGGGCAUCCUGAAGGAGCGAGGCUGGCGGCUGCCCAACGACAAGCUGGGCUCUGGCGAUGACAUCUCUGUGUUUGUGAUCCCAUUGGGUGGCCCUGGCAACUACAUGUGAUAAUCUGUCAGCACUGGGCAGAGGGGUCACACUGCCUGGAUGGCCAUGAGCAGGAUGCUGGCACUGCACAAGGCACCGCUCACUCCAGCACUCAAUUCCUGAGCUGACCACAAGAAGAAUGAGGAUCUUGGAGCCUCCUGCCCAAAGCACCCCCCUCACCUACUGCAUCCCUGCCCUGUGUAGAGAUGGAAGGACAGAGCAGAGACUGGGCUCAAGGGCUGGUUUUCUUGGUUGCUGUGAAAAGCCUCAGUGCUCUCUGGCUUCUCCGUGCAUGCUCAGCACCUCGCCCUGGUCCAGGUGUGCUGGUUACAGCCCUAUGACUGGGCUCUGAGUGCCUGUACCCGGUGAAGUCUGUGCUUUCUCCUGCAAUCACCUCCUUUUCCUUCCCUGUGACAUUUACACCAUGGAUGCUGAAGCUUCUGCCUUGGGGUGGGUGUGGAUUGGGGUCCUGCUGGCAGUGGGAUAGUGUCCAUCCCAGCUGCAGGUGCUGUGAGCCCUAAGGAUACCCCAGUCCUGUGCUUGCCCUCUUUGGCUCCUGGGCCCUGUCCUCAGCUGGGCACACUACCUUGGUCUCAGGUUUCAGUGGACGUGACAGGGCUCAGUCACAGAGCACCUGGGAGGAAAUGAGCUGUUGCACUCUCAUGGUGUUUGCCAGCCCCUGGCUGUGCCAUGGGCUCUGCCCACCACCUCUCUUCAUGCCUUGGAUCACUGCUGUAUUUCUAGAGCCAAUUAUUUAUUAUUAACUGGAGAGCUGAGCUGGAAAGUGUCUGAAUUCCUUCUUGGUGUGAGGUGGCAGUCGGUAUGAAUAUAGGUCUGUUAUUUCUGAGCGGUUCUAAUUUGGCAACUGCCGAGCAGCAGUUACAGAGCAGCCCCGUUCAGCCAAGCUUAACAGCUUAAAAUGCUGCAUGAAUCUGCUUAGCUGGGGGUUGGAAGCCUGCAAUAAAAGCAGCUUGGUUGUGGCUGGGAAAUAGGGUGGGCUGGUUUUUCCCCAGACUCGGAGCUGGUUCUGGGCAGGGCUGUAGCUGCAGUUGUUUUCUCUGCAGUAUCCUGCAUCUGCUAUACCUCUCACCUGGGGGAUGAUGAGUUUCCUGCACCUCUGCAGUGUUGCACCCUGCAAAGCACAAAGCGAGACGUAAAUAAACUGGGUGCACUUAGUGGGGAGUGAAAGUUAUCCCGUGACAUUUGUACCUGUGUGCAUCAUUGUGCAUCUCUGUGUCGCAGGGGGAUGAUGCUGGGGUUGAAGGAGCUGCCCUUGUGUGGUUCAAUAAAGCUCGUGCCGCUCGCA
Coturnix japonica (Japanese quail) is the source of this 3317-nucleotide messenger RNA. The record is from RefSeq and is a predicted model, not a curated record. NCBI's taxonomy places the organism in Eukaryota, Metazoa, Chordata, Aves, Galliformes, Phasianidae.